Molecule: messenger RNA, 2929 nt
Organism: Malaya genurostris
Lineage: Eukaryota; Metazoa; Arthropoda; Insecta; Diptera; Culicidae
Gene: Hen1
Product: small RNA 2'-O-methyltransferase
Exons: 4
Coding region: 481-2034 (517 amino acids)
Biological process (GO): siRNA processing; RNA methylation; piRNA processing
Cellular component (GO): nucleus; cytoplasm
Molecular function (GO): RNA methyltransferase activity; O-methyltransferase activity
Source: RefSeq, a predicted model, not a curated record
ACACAAAUGAACAAAUAUUCAUCCUUGACAGUUCAGCGGUACUGUUUACAAACAAGCCUAAACAAAAAUCGAAGAGCACAUCUAAAACAAUCAUCUUUACACUUCGCAACUAGUCACUUUUAUUUAAUAAAUAUCGAAAACGAACCGUAUUCAAUCGUGAACAAAUGUUUUAAAACUUUAUUUAGGCGAUACGGACUGUAAAUGGUCUGAUCCAAUUUGUCAAUAAACAAACAAAAGAAAUUUCUGUUUACAAACAGUACUGCUGAACUGUCAAAACGUGUUCAUCCGAUUGAGGUUAGCAGUGACGGUAAAAAACCUAAUAUAAUUAAAAAACGUUUCAAGUUCGAGUAGGCACACCGUGAUAAAAUAAUAUUAUUGUUUAUCCAUUCAUCAAUCCGGUUGGUUGUUUACAUCAUACAGUUUCUUUUUGUGAUACCAUAUUUUAAGUGUUUCAUGCAGUAGCUUGUAAAAACUGAGACUAUGGAUAAAAUAAAACCUAAAUUUAACUAUGAUAACAGUUGCUAUUAUGAUGAGUGUAAAAAAAUACGUUUUGACCCACCUGUUUACGAACAACGCUAUCUGGUCGUUCUACGUUUGUUAGAGUUAGAUUUCUGGAAAGAUCAUUUUAAAAAGGUAGUCGAGUUUGGCUGCGCUGAAAUGAAAUUUUUCACCUUACUGAAAACUUUACCAGGAUUGGAGCAAAUACUACAGGUUGAUAUCGACGAGGAACUUCUUACAAAAUGGACAUACACGGUUCGUCCACUGUUCAUAGACUACAUUCAGCGAAGAUCGUCUAAAUUUUCGGUUGAAGUAUGGCGUGGCAGUAUCGCAGCUCCUCACGAGUGUCUGAGAGAUACAGAUGUUGUUAUUGGAAUCGAAUUAAUUGAACAUCUCUUUCCUGAAGUCCUUGAGGCUGUUCCCCAGAACGUUUUUGGUUUCAUUAGACCAAAGGUAGCAAUUUUCAGUACACCGAACGCUGAGUACAACGUGCACUUCGAUGGUCUGUUGGAAAACGGAUUUCGACACGAAGACCACAAGUUUGAAUGGACCCGAGCGCAGUUUCAAGAGUGGUGUGAAAACAUUUGUCAACGGUAUCCGGAUUAUGCUGUCAAAUACUUUGGUAUUGGGCCACCGCCAAAAGAUUCCGCUGAUGUUGGUUAUGUCAGCCAGUUGUGUCUGUUUGUGAGAAAGGAUUUUCUAGAACAACUGCAGGAUUUCACUAAGGAUCACAACGUCGGUAGUACGGCAAACGAAGCAUUACCGGUGGAUCUUUCAACAGUAGUACCUUCGACCAGCAACGAAGUGGAAGCACAAUCAUCGGAACCAAAAAUUUACUUUAGUGACGAAGUAGGUGAAAUAGUGGUGGCUAGAGAAGGCGAAGAAGAACCAGUUGAUGUUUCUGUCGAACGUCGAGGGUUGAAUGCAUUUAGCGAUGACUUCGAAGACGCAGAAACCUACGAUGACGAAAUAGAGUCUAGUGAUCAGGAUGAACCAAAUUUCAGGGAAAUUGAUUUUUACCUUCCUGUUGAACGCGCAAGGAAUGAUAGUGGUAAUUAUGAUGAUGAGCCGUUGGAUCCGACAAGCGACGAGUAUAAACUACUGUACAGUGUAGACUACCCGGUGCAAGAACCUGAUCGACGGAACCGAACACAACAAAUUCUCGAUGAAGCUGAAUAUCAAAUUCGAAGGUUGAAGUUUCAAGACGAACAGUUCUACAACUAUGAGGAUAAUCAGUAUUCAAUUCCUCUCCAAUUGGUGGCAAAUUGCUUGAACCAAGUAACGGCAACCGUUGUAGAGUUGAGGCCAAUUCUGGAAGAAGCUUCCUAUCGUAUAUCGGAGCAAGAUAUGGUGGUUCUGAACGGAGAUGAUGAAUCGGUAAUUGGCAGCGAGGAAGAUUUUGAGUAUGGCUUCAAAGAUAGCGAAGAGUUUUCUCACGGUGACAGAAACGAUCAACCUGUAGGAAAUGAUGGGGCAGUAAACAAUGGAUCUAACGAAGGAACUGUCUUCAAAGAUGAUGAAGAACUGUGGGAUUAAAUUUGUUUUAAUAAAAACGACUAUGGCUACUACAAUAUUUAAUUUGUUUAAUUUGGCUCAAUUCACCAGUAUUCAUUAUCAUCAUUUUCGGUGUGUUCUCCCCGUUUGUACAAAAAAACUAAAAUCUGUGCGAUGCAAAAGAAAAUGUCUGGCAAAUUCUGGAAACAUCUGUGUGAACAACAAAAAGGUUCUUUUGUUUCUUUACGUUACGUUUUCGACUCGUCACUACAUUAAGAGCUUGUGCAUAGCAACUUGAAGACCUGUUUUAAUCCACCUAGUGUUGUAAUGAUAGCUUUCUCAUAUCCCGCUAUUUAUAAUUUUGCUAAUGCAGCGAUCCCCAAUUAAUUUUAAUAUUAGGAGUUUUCAUCAAUCAAGAUAUUGACAUAAAGCAAACGUUUAGAGCAAAUUCAGCAGCUAGAAGUUCUAUAUGGAAGAUCUAUAAUAGAACAGAACCUGGAACAAACGUAUCCCCAGCAAGCCGUUCUAGUUUUAUUUAUUCGACCAGUUCUACUGUCAAAUUUGAAACUGGUCUACGAUGCCGUUUAAUUUGUUGUAUAUUUAAAACACGAGUAAAACACUGCUGGGGCUGCCAGUUUUUCUUGUUAUAAAAUCCAAAUGUAAAUUUUGUAACUGACAUAAUUUAUGCAUCUAGUACUAGAACACUACUGAAUAUGCCCAGGAGUUAAGAAAACGGCAAGUUCAAAUACCGUGGUACAAGUACUAGUAUAGAAAGGAAAUAAUGAGUUAAAAAUUCGUGAUAGUUAGCAGGAAUAGUAGACUAUAACGAAUGUAUUUUUAAUGUCACAUAUUGUACAUCAAGAAUUGUGUUCCGAACUGUAGUUAACCAAAGACAGUUGAUGAAAAUAUAUGUAGUGAGUGAGCACUUGUUUCAUUU